ACGCCGCCCAAGCGAAACGACGUGAGGACGCUACGUCCAGUUGAGGGAAAGAGUCGGAGAAGAGCGAAAAAUGGCGACCUCAAACAAUCCGCGAAAAUUUAGCGAGAAAAUCGCUUUACAUAACCAGAAGCAAGCCGAGGAAACAGCGGCGUUCGAAGAAGUGAUGAAAGACCUCAGUAUUACUAGAGCAGCACGGUUGCAGUUACAGAAGACCCAGUAUUUGCAACUAGGGCAGAAUCGUGGACAGUUCUAUGGAGGUUCACUGCCUAAUGUCAAUCAGAUUGGAAAUAGCACCAUUGAUCUGCCUUUUCAGACUCCUUUUCAGACUUCCGGGCUGGACACGAGUCGAACUACCCGCCACCACGGCCUGGUCGACCGUGUGUACCGCGACCGGAACCGCAUCACCUCCCCUCACCGCCGACCCCUCUCUGUGGACAAACACGGUCGCCAAAUUGACAGCUGUCCCUAUGGUGCAGUGUACCUGUCACCCCCACCUGACACAAGCUGGAGAAGGACUAAUUCUGACUCAGCGUUACACCAGAGCACCAUGAACCCCACUCCGCAGGACUCGUUCACCGGAGGGUCGCAGGACCUGCAGCCAAAGCGUGUGCUCCUGCUCACCGUACCUGGGACAGAAGAGCCGGAGUCAGAGAUGGACAAAAGCCAGAAGUCCAUUUGGGAUAGCAAAAAGAACAUGUCAUCAAGGCCCAAGUCCUGCGAGGUUCCAGGAAUAAACAUAUUUCCGUCACCUGACCAGGAGAUGAGCACGUCCCUGAUCCCUGCCACGCACAACACCGGUGGAUCCUUGCCCGACCUCACCAACAUCCAGUUCCCCCCUCCGCUGCCCACCCCGCUAGACCCCGAAGACGCAUCCUCCUUCCCUGUCCUCAGCACCUCCAACAGCACGGGCAACCUGACCACCAACCUCACCCACCUGGGCAUCAGUGCUGCCAGCCAUGGAGUUACCACGUCCCAGCCCACCAUGACGGCGACAUCACAACGCAGGCAACAAAACGUGCUCCCGCUCAACCUAAAUACAGACGCCCACCACCAACAGGCCCCCCAGCAGCUGUCCCCUACUCUGUCUCCCCCUCUCACCAUUGCACAGGCCGUGACGAUGGACGCCCUGACCCUGGAGCAGCAGCUCUCGCAGUACCCCUUCUUCAGCCAGCUGACAUCGCAGGUGGGCGGGGACCUGCAGCAGAACAUCCGAUUGGUCCAGCUGCCCCCGCUGUCUGUCACCACGGCCUCCACCCAGUCCCAGUCCAGCCCGGGAAGCCAGAGCCAGACCUCUGUCGGCAUCGACAUUAAUUCGGCCUCUUCCCUCCAACAGUACCGCAGUCAGGCUGGGUCUCCCGCCAACCAGUCUCCAACCUCUCCAGUCUCCAAUCAAGGCUUCUCGCCCGGCGGCUCGCCUCAACACACUUCUAUCCUGGGCAGUAUCUUUGGGGACUCGUUCUACGAUCAGCAGCUGGCCUCCAGACAGACCAAUGCUCUCUCGCACCAGCUUGAGCAGUUCAACAUGAUUGAAAAUCCUAUCAGCUCCAGCAGCCUGUACAGCCAGUGCUCCACCCUCAACUACACCCAGGCGGCCAUGAUGGGUCUAACAGGAAGCCAUGGUAGUCUGCAGGACUCCCAGCAGCUAGGCUACAGUAGCCAUGGCAACAUCCCCAAUAUCAUUCUCACAGUGACUGGGGAGUCUCCGCCCAGCCUGUCCAAGGAGCUGACCAACUCUCUGGCCGGCGUGGGAGAUGUCAGCUUUGACGCGGACUCCCAGUUCCCCCUGGACGAGCUGAAGAUUGACCCACUCACCCUGGACGGGUUGCACAUGCUCAACGACCCUGACAUGGUCCUGGCCGACCCUGCCACGGAAGACACUUUCCGGAUGGACAGGCUGUAAUGUAGAAGGUGGUGUACAAAAUGUCGAAAAAAUGGCGGCCUGGGAUGGUUGGAAUGAGAGGAGGGUGGGGGAAUCAUCGCCCCGCUGCACAGCUAUCCAGAUCCCCCCCCCUCCCCUCCACCUCCCUCCUUCAGCCUCAUGUCCUCUGAUUGGGUCAGGAUGUGCCACAGCUUGCCAGGGUUUUGGGGUGGGGGGGGGGAGGCGGGGGUGGGAGGGGGGGGGGAAUUGAAAAAAGGAAAGUUGUGAUGGUGUCAUAUCCGGUGAAAAUAAGCUUAAUGUUCAGAGUUCGUAAAAAACCAACUGCACCCACAGUGAGCUUGCCAUAUGUCCCUACUUGCAGUUGAAGACUGAGGUUUUUAACAUCGUUCAGACUUUCCUACAAACCUGCUUUGGGUUGUCAAUUUUUGUAUUUUACAGAGCUUGUAUCUACUCAUUUUGAAAUCUGUAUUUUCUCUUAAAAGAGGAACAAAAAAACACAACAAAAAAGGAUUUGAAAAGGUACAAUGCCUACCUUAAUUGCCAUUUAGUAUACUUACAUCAUUAAUGUAAUAAUGGCAGCAAAAUGAGUUUGUUUCCGUUUUUACUUUCAGUCAGGCAGAUUCAGCUUCUCCGGCCCAGAUUGUCCUCACUACGGUUUUUGUUUUUUGUACACAAAGCUUUAUUUAUGUUUUACAUGUUUCGUACUCACAGAUUAUAUCCACAGCCAAAUUUUCUUUCAUGAAUGCUUUUUGGUGUCUAUGUUAUUUAUUGUGCGCUGUCUUUUACGUUUUUGCUUGUUUUUGUUGCUUUUUGUCUUUAAAUGACCAGCAUUCACUGCCUAUUUUGGUACCCUGCCGAAUUGCACUUCAAAGGUCAUUGUUUUUUGUUUUGUUUUUGCGCUUACUUCAGCUUUUGUUUCCUAAUUUAAUUUGUACCAGCACUGGUCAGUUUAUUUUUUGUAUAAGGAGUGCUAAUCCUCCCCAUACUAAGUGUACUCAGGUUUUACAAGAAUAUCGUGACAUGUCAUUUAAAACCUAUCCCAGUACUCUCAUGAGUGCGACAUUACACAAUGCUUAAGUAUUCAAAAGUACAUGUAGUUGUUUAUGACACCUGUCCUAAAGGGUCAAGGUUUGUCUGAGUCUUGCUUUGCAACUGUUUUUGUCUGAUGCCCUAAAGAGGUAUGAAUAGCUUACAAAUGACAUGCAACUAUUAAGGUGCUUUUGGUGCUGUAUAAAAACAAUGAUGGCAACAAAAUUCCUAAUAUGUACAUGCCUUUGUUUAUGUAGUAUUGCUGUCGCCAUUAUGUCUUGCAAGCAGUAAUUGAUGUGAUUUCAUGUACGUCAAGGGAACCCCAAAUUGUCUGCUGCACUUAUUUAGUGUAGAUUUGCAAAUUGACAGCCCGCUUUUGUUUUGAGUUUGAAAGUUGUUUCCAUUUUCGUCUGGUCAUUGGGAUUUCUCCAAGUGCAAGAAGGAAGCAAACAGACCAAUCCAUGAACCUGAUAAUGAAACACUAUAGAAACCAAUUGAACUCAUCACUGUGAGAUCACCUUAUUUUGCCUUACAUGAACAAGAUGCUGUUUUCAAGUGUCUGUUAUCUAUUGUGAAAAUGUAUUUUCUUAACGUCUCUUAUCUCUGCUUUCAAAAGAUUUUUAAUGAUGUACAAUCAGUGAAAAUAUUUGCGGCGGUGUACAGUUGUGUAUUUAAUCUUACACUUAGAACCCUAGUUCCCGUUGUGUUGCAGUGGCUAGAUCAGACCUGUGUUGAGAACAUUGAGGAUGGUGAGUGCAAGCAAGGGGAGGGUUACUACUCCUUAAAGUGUGAAUAUCUGGGGGAUAAUGUUUCAGCUUUAUUUAUUUAUGUAUUUAUUGCAUCUUUUUUUCUCCUCACAUCACAAAUUCAAAGUCAGAAAGUAGAAAUGAUCAUGAUGCAUGGUUUGCAUUGGACAGUGAACUUCAUGCAGUGUUAAAUGUUAAGUGUUUUGCCGUCAGUAAAUGUGCAGGUUCAGUGUUGCGUUACUCAGCUUUUGCUCCAAUGUGAGGUUUUAAUCAAAGUUAUUUGGUUUUGUUUACUAUAAAUAAAUGGAUUCCUAUGCAAAAGAACUACUAAACAUACCAUAGAAAAUAGUAGAUAUUCUGAGGCAAAAAUGUUUAUGGUGUAUAACAUUAUUGGAGCAAAAUCUGUUGUGCUUUUUCCCCAUAAUAUUCUGUGCCAUUCAUACUGUCAGCAAAAAAGCAUUACAUACAUCAGGUUUACAAUUUUUUUCAUUUUGUUUUCGUCUUUAUUACAUUUUUCCAUGCAAUAGAAGAAAUACUUAAAUGCAUAUUCUUGUAUAUCCUGUAUAUAGGUUAUGGCUAAAAUUGUAAAAAAACAACAAAAAAAACUGCAUGACAAAAAAUAGGACAGAAAAUUGCCUUCAUGAGGUAAGCAAGUUAGAUGAAAUCAUGCCACACAUGGUACACAGUGAACUCCCAAGUUGGAGAGGAGGGAUGUGUUUGUGAUUUGGAGUGAUCACCCAGAUGUGACUACUGUAUGUGCUUUCGGGGUAAUGAUGCUGUUUCCUCAUUAUCACUGCGGCAUACUGUUGGUGCACUUCUGAAAUAAGAAUGUAUUUAUUUAUUUUACAGUUAGUGAGGACUUGGCGUGUUACACCAAAUUACAUCAGCAUUUGGAAUCCUAAUUUUGGACCAAACCCGAAAAUGCUUUUUUUUUUUUUUUUGAUUAAAAUCAAAUGGCGGUUGUGUAUUUGUACCUUUGAGCGUUCAUUGUACUUAGUUUCAUAACAUGGGAUCUUCAUUCCCACUGAGAGAAUCCUGGGCUGAAGUUAAGCAUGUGAUGCAUCAUAAUCAGAGUAGAGUUAGUCUGGUUUAGAAAGCAUGCUUUUGCCUCUGAUUCGAAGCAGUUCCCAGUCUAAAGGGUGCCGUGGAUUGUUCUUCAGAAAAAUUAAACCCAGGGAAUAUGUUUGGUUGUACAUACUACUCAUUUUCAGUCGGCUUUGUCAAGGUAACAUGCACAUACCAGUACAAAGUAGUAAUGUCUACUUAAUAUUUGUGUUCGGUCCAGCCAAAAAUAUUCCCAGGUUGCAGUUUUUUAUUGAUAAUGUUUUCAGAGAAACUCUGAUGUGAUAUUUGCAUUAAGUAAGGAAAGUAUGUGUAAGCAUUCAUUAUUUUAAGAGAACAGCCCAAUUCUGUUUUGUAGGUCUAAAAGAAGAUGCCCAACAUGCUUCAAGCCAACUAAAUAAAAGAGGACCAGAUAAGAGCUCAACAGCCAGGCCUGUCAAACUAGAGUUGAACUCCUUACCCAGACACUUUACGGGGACUGGCCCAAAAUAAGGAACACUUUGCCCAGAGCAAAAGACACUGUUUACUGAACAGGGUGGGACUCUGUUUCGAUUUCUAGGUAUGUUCAUUAAACAGUGCCUUUUGUCAUGAGCAAUGUGUGCUCCAGUGUUCCUUAUUUUGGGCCAGUCCCUGUGAAGUGUCUGGGUAAGGAGCUUUACUCCUGGGUUGUUGGUCAUUGUGUCAGCAAACUCCCACCCACCCCCAAAGAUUAAGAUUUUUUUUAAAAUCAUCUCUCUUCCCAGUGUCUUUGUGCAACUUGCUCGGAAGCCCCUGUGUCAUUAUUCCAGUUUAAUAUUGUGGAUUACUUUGCACUUUAUUUGCUGCUCUUUAGCAUGAAAGCCUGGGACAGCUUAAAGCUCUGCUAAAGUUGGCUACCAUGUGUAGCCAACCCAUUCUCUCCUAUUUGGUCAUUAAUUAUUGCCGCCUUCUUUAGAGAUGUCUAUUUUAAGAGGAUGUAUAUAUUUUCUUCUAGAGGGGUCUAUUCUUCAUUGGCUGCUUUUCCUUGUAAAUCUCCAAAUGUGGACUGUGUCUGUUAUUGUUGAAUAACCUUAUUUUUGAAACCUGAUAUCUCAUUUCUGAGUGCUAAACUGAAAGGGCUCCAGAACAGUGCAAUUUGAUGUUCUGUCACUUGUAACAUGGUGCGUUACGCUUGGAAUAUAAGCAGGCUGCAUGAAUCAAAAUGACAUGUUUUGUAUGUGUAGGUGAGUUUACAUCACGGCUGUCCACCUGCAUGAGAAAUGGCAAUCAGAGAAGGUCUGCUUCCCUGUUUUGCUGGCAGGGGAGACAGUGGUAUGGCUGGCGUCUCGAUUUAAAUAGAAACUUAGAUGGAGUUCCUUUCGGCCUUAAAGAAACUGUGAGGUGCAAUAUCCCUGAAAAUUUGCAAACAGAUUCGAUCAUUUCUGCAGUGUGUUUUGCCCAACAUGAGGCGUUAAACCAAAUAAUGGCAAUUCUAAGUGAGAUCAAAUAUAACUAAAAUGACUUUUAGCUCUAUUUUAUCAUAAACUUUGCUGUAUGUGGUGUUUUAAUUUUUGUGUUACUUGUUUUGAACAUUUGUCCUUGGGGAAGAAAAGGCAAAGUGGUGUAAUCCCUAAUUUAAAAAAAUUACCCAGAGCACAAUACAAUGAUGUUGUUAUAGGUUUUAGACUAAAUCCACCCCCAGUUUUCUCUCAACUAUUUGCCCCAUCUUUGGAUACCAUGCCACAAGUUGUCCAUUUUAUAGUAAAACUAAUUUGCUCUCAGUUGUCGUUUUCUUUGUGCCAGUAUAGAAUCCCAAUGUGAGUUUGAUCUGUAUGUAGAGAUGUUUGUGACAACAGUUGCUGUUAACUGUGGAAGGCAACUUUUCUCUGUACAUAGUCUUGAUUAUUGCAUAUUAUACCAGUCGAUAUGUUCAAGGCCACGCUGUAACUGCAGGUUAUGCUGCAAUGUGAACAUGCAUGAUAUGUGAGCUGUGUUAUCAGAUUGUCAUUGGUCUUUUAAUCAGUUUUAUUUUGUAAUUUGUAUUGUUCUUUUUUGUUUGUUUGUUUGUUUUUUAAAGAUUGUUUAAAAUGCUUGUGCAUGUGAGUGAAUCCAGUACCAGCGUAAUAUCACUGUAAGCAAAUUGCUUGCACAGAUACAGAUAUACAAAUACCUGUAUGUGUAAUGUGGAAAACAGUUCAGAAGAAACUAAAUGUGCCAUUUUGCCACUGUUGAACCAGCAUCUACAUGUACCAAUGCAAGGAUUGGAAAAAGAAUAUGUUUGCAUAAAGUUCCUUUGAGCAUGCCAAGGACAAUUCAGUAUUUACAGUCCUGAUUGAUAUUUAGUAUUUAAUGGGAGAAAUUAUAUUGUUAAUAAGUGCUGUUAUAUAGGUUGUGUGGUGGGAGGAGUUGUAGUAAUAUGAAAGCAAUUUUAUUACUACUGUCUACUGUGUGGCUGGGUUUAAAAAUUUUUUUUUUUUUAAACAUUAUUUCAAUUACAUACAGUAUGUUUGCACUGCAUGAAUUAAUUAUUUUUGUUAAUCACACUGUAUUUGGAAUUAAAUGUAUUAUAGGUUUGUACAUUUUUUUAAGAACUAUGACAAUUGGCACUACAUUUUAACAUUCUUUGUUUUUUCUUGUUUUUUUAUUGUCUGUGGUUGCAGUUAUUUAUUGCUUUAUAUAGAAACUUGGCAAACUUAUGUUUAAUGACAGUGCAAUGUUUUAUGUGUAGCUGUAUUAGUCAUGGAUCAGCCAUAGAUAAAGGAAUACAUGUUUUGGCGUGUGCUCCUAUUUAUGUCUAAAGGCAUGACACAUCCAGUUCCCCUGCACUAAAACAAAUUAGCUUUAUUUCUCCUAUUAUGAAUCACUGAUUAAGUUUGCCAAGUUUCUCCCCACAAUCUGUUAAACAUCCUUUUAGCUGAAAAGGGUAUUUGUUGUGUUUGAUGUGUUUGAUUUUGAGAAACAUGACAGCUUGUGAAUUCAGAAUGUGAACAUAGACAUAUGUGUGAAAUUGAAGCUGAUUUGGAGCAAUGUUACCCUCUGACAUGGUAAAUAUAUUUUAAGAAAAUAAUUAGGAUAAAGAAAAUAUUUAUCUGAAGAGGUGUUUACAGAAUUUGUGCAAUUGAAUUUUCCUCACAUGCAACAAUGGAGCUGGCCUCAAGAGUUGGCAGCACAGUAACCUUUUACAGAAACAUUUUUGGUUUUUUUUUUUUUUAAGCGUUAUUGACCCUUAUUCCAUUUUCUUUAAAAAUACAACAGUAUGUUUUGUCUUGAGGAAAGGAGUGAUCUAUUGUUUUUUUUUUUUAGGAACAGGUUAACAUAUAAAAUCAAGAGUCUUUUAACUUCUUUGAGUCAACAAAACUUUCCGCAAAUGUUUGAUGUAGAAACGGACGGAGAAUCUUGGACCAGCAUGACAAAUUUCUGGAGGUGCUGAAGUUAACCAUUUAUUGCCCCCAUACACCUGUCAUAACAUGGCAUGCAAAAUUCUCAACUCACCUCUGAUUGAAAUGUAAUUGAGAUGGCUAUUUUAAAUCUAUAAAAUAAUGUCAAUAUAAUAAUUCUAUGACUGUUUAUUAUAUUAUAAAAUACUCAUUUUGCAUAUGAGCUAAAUUGCCACAAAAUGUGUACCUUAAGUCUUGUGACCAUGAAAACUUUUUUAGACCAAGACCAUGGCCUGCAUGUCUUGCAUAUAUUUUUAAGGUGAGGUACUUAUUAUAUAGGUGUGAAAGCACAGUGUCCGAUUAGUGGCAUAACACAAUUAAACGCUUUAUAUUUCAUAGCAUGUAUGAGGAUAAACAAAUCAAACUAGGAAUGCUGAACACAAUCAAUAUACCAGUGCAGAUAUCCUUUAAAUAAUGUAUGCAAAUAAAUAUCACUGAUCUACAUUUCUGUAUCAAUGGGGAUUGUAUAUGUAUUUGUGUAUGUUAAAGUCAUGGAUGAUGUAGGAAAGCUUGUUUUUCUUUCUUGUGACAUAUCACUAAUAGAAUUUUAGGUCCCUGUUUGAACUUAAAGCAGCAGUAACCAACUUCCUCAAAGGUUGCAAUGUUGAGAAAAUAUUUCAAAAAUCAUGACCCCUGUCAGGCCCCCUCCCCCCACCUGCCCCUGCACAGACCUCGUUGUUAGCACACAUCUGCAUUCUUUCACAAGCAGGAUUCUAGCUGGUUCUAGCUAAUAUGAUCUCUCUGAUAGGUAACGUUAGCUUACCUAGCUAGCUUAGGCGAACUACCUAACAAACUAUCAUACAGAUAACAUUAUCGAUUAUUUCUUUCAAUUAGCCGCCAAAUAGGUAGGUUAUCAAGAAUGUCUUGCUACUUUGGUGGCUAAAUUCAUUGACUGGCAAGCAAAAAGUCCAGGUAAAUUACUGUCUUGUAAUUUAGACCUACCUGUCCAAUAGAAAUAUUGUGAUUUCUGUGUCUGUCUUCAUUGGUGAAACUCUAUCUAUGUGUACAAAUAUGUGACCUUGCAAGGUCGAUCUCGUUGAUGAUUGGUUCAUGUGAACCGGCCUAUCUCUUUGAUUGAUUCACCUUGUGAAUCACUUCGUUUUGAAGACAAGAACUGGGGCCGAAUCCCUGGUUUUAGAAAGCAGAAUUUGGGGGUGUAAAACUAUUUAUGGUGCCGGCUUUCUCUCACAGCAGCUCUUUCUAUGAUUGAUACCAUAUAGGCAUGACUGUUCCCCAAUAUUUUUAUUUUUAUUUUUUUAAGUUAGUUACUACUGCUUUAACUGCUCAUUUGAGAGGGUCUCGGUUGGCAUGACACCAUGCGUAUUUCUGUGUUCACGUCGUAACACACAGCACGUCAAGACUGUCAGUUGCUUACAUGUAUUUCUAGAAUGUGGAGAGCAUAAAAAAACUAUUUAUGCAUCAUAUGUAGCCAUGUUAAGGAAGUGGUGAGUAACUAGUAUGGUAGGCUGUGUCCUCAUAGGGAUGUGUAAAAAUCAUUCCAUCACUUGUUUUCAUUGAUUAGGAAACUGAACAUUACAAAUUUACUUAAAUUUCCUGAUGGAUCGGUGUUAGAAAGAGUUUACUUUAAGAACCUCGAGGGACUGGAACUUUGUAAAAAAAAAAUUUUUUUUUAAAUGUAUCUAUAUACAAAAAACAAACAUUUCCAUCUUUUCAUUUGCCAGUAUGUUCAUUUUUAAUUUAUAAUACUGAGCUAUAUGAACAAGGAUAACAUUUCUUUGUGAGUUAACCCAAUAAUUAUUUAAUUUAUGUGCUUUAAUUUUUUUUAUUUUAAUAUACUAUUAUCCGAACAAAUUUGAUUAGUACCUUCAGCAUUUUUACCAUCAUUAAUUUCCCUCUAAUGAGUUUUCUGUCUUAAAAAAACAACAUUAAAACAUUCCUCAGGUAUUGCAACAAUAUCUUUUUUCGAAAUAUACAAGGGCCUGAAUGGUAAUUUCUUUGUUUGGAAUCUUUAUCUGACACUAUGGAUACAUAUCUAUGAUGUGCCUCAGCUGAUUUAGGUAAAAUCUAUGAACAAGUGAAAAUAUUAUGACAGCUAGUGUUUCGAGUAGGUGGUUAUUCAAAUCCUUUGUUAGGAUUAUGAAGUGAUGUCAAAACUUUUAUGAUGACAAACAAAAGACCCAUGUUCAAGUGCUAAGGUAGUACAGUAUAGCUGUUUGCUGCAAAGAAUACAAUUACAUUUACAGUUAAUUAUAAUGGCUUCCUAGAAGAAGUUGUGACUUAUACCAAAAAAUAAAAAAUCAAAGUUACACAGUUUUACAUGGGUUUAAAAGACUGUUUAAAUUCCCUUAUAUUUAUUAUGUGGUUGUGUCUUUUUAUUAACAGGUUUAAAAAGAAAAAUUUUGGUCACUUAUAAAUGCUUUUUUUCAUGUUCAGUGUAUGUUAAGUGUAUUGAGUCUGUUAUUGUGAGAACUCUCAAAUGCAGCAGUAAUGGAAAAUGAUGUUAAAAACAGAGGGUUUCACUGCAUCAGAACAGUUUAUUGAAUGAUGUAAUGUGUGAGUAGCUUUACAGUUUGUUUUAUUUUAUUUCUUUUUGUUCAUUUAUUUUGCUUCAAGCAAGAGCUAUUUGAUAGACCCAAAUUUCGUGUUAAACUUGAACAUUUCUACAAUAUUUAAUCCUGGAUCUGCAGUUGUAUAAUGACUCUGGCACUGGGUGGAAAACCAAAAUAGAUGUCACUUUCCUUGAAUGAACAUGACAUCGAUUUAAAUAUCAUGUUGAAUUAUAUAGGCAAAACAUGACUUAGACUUGCUGAAGGUAUCUGAUUAUGUUCGCUUGAAAUUAACUGAGAAGAGGUUUCAAUCAGAUUAUGACUUCACAGAUCGGUAGCUUAAACCUUAUUUUGUCUCCUACCCUUACUGAUUUUGUAUUUAAACUUUCCCCAAGGUAAAUUCAGCUCUCAAAAUUUAGUUUCUCUAAAUUACAUAUUUAAAAUAAAAUAUGACUGACUUAACAACUGUAAUGCGACACUGACGUUCUGUUGGAAAUAUACCAAAUUCAAAAGAAAUUAUUGAAAUUACACUAUGUAAUAUUUCUUGCACUAAAUCAGUGAGCCAUGUUUAAAGUCUCUCACAGAGCUACAUAACGACUGCCUAUUAACACACCAACCCUUUAAUAGCAAUUAGAUGCUAGAGUAUUGUGUUUACAUGUGUAUGUAGUGUCAAUAUAUAGUUUUAUAAGCAUAGGUUGUUCGUUACAAGACGUAACUCGGAUCAUUUGCAGCAUUGACUCUUCCCAUUCAGCUGCUACAUAUGUCAUGGUGUUAUUUGUUCUGUUAGGUUUUUGUUUGUUUUGAUGUGGAUAAAAAUGAAGCAACUACAGGAUUGACAUGCAUUGUUUACAUGUUGAACAGGAGACUUUGAAAACUCCAAUGUAUAAUAUGCUUUAAUUGUAUGUUGUUGAUCUAAUGCUGAAAACAUGAGUAUCAUAUGUAUGAUUCAGCAGUUACGUUUAAUAUGACAUUAUAAAUUCAUGCCGCAUGGAGCUAGGUUUCAAAUAGCCCCAAACAAUAGGGGCUGAUAUUAUAGGCUUUGCUUUAAGCAUUUGUAGUAGUCUCUAACUAUUAUGUCAUUUCCAGUAUGCUAAGAAAAUAGUUAUCAAUCUGAGGAAGCCACCUAGUAGGUAUUUGGGGGUACACAUGGCAUCUCGCUGGGAAAUCUCUAGGAAGUCUGCAGUUUCCCCAAUACUUCACCAGGCUGGAGGAUUCUUGAUAUAUAUAUAUAUAUAUAUAUUUAAGAUAUGUUUACGAUCCAUUUUAUGUGUUUUGUACUGUAACAAAAUAAAAAGAAUAGAUGGACUAUCCACCAAAACAUGCAAAGGGGAAAGAUAACUUGACAGAAAAUCUGGCAUUCAGCAAAAUAUUGUAAAAGAAAAACUUCUUCAAAUCUACAGAUGCCCCAUCAACAGCAACUAUAAUCAAAUUAUAUGUGAUAUGAGCAUUAAAUGAGAUUGAACUCACUUGUCAGUUCAUUUCUCAUGCAGUGGCAGCUAUAUUGUAAGAUAGUUUAUUAUUUGUUCACGUUUGAUGGUCAAUCGUUGGUCAGGCAUCUGAUAGCAACUCCUGCGGACACCAAUAGGAUCUGUAUAAUUUUUCUUGUUAAAUAUGCAAAACUUAGCAUUUAGAAACGAAGCUCAGCAAUCCCAAAAUAGUUUUGUAGAGCCGCCCCUUUAAAAGGAAUCAAUUGAAUCUGGUUUGAAUUAUCUUGCUUUUUAUAUUCAAAAUUUACUAAACAAAAACAAGUAGUAGGCUAUAGAUAUGUGCAAAUAACCAAGAACUGACGUGGAAGCUGUACAUUUUUAAGUAUCUUUUCUUGUGUGAAGGCUUUUGUCUUUGUAUCUUUGCAUUACUAUUUGUAAAUUAAAUGUAAUAAAAAAGUGAGAAGAAAAAUCAA
Messenger RNA from Anguilla rostrata (American eel), 12518 nucleotides. Its product is annotated as CREB-regulated transcription coactivator 1-like. NCBI's taxonomy places the organism in Eukaryota, Metazoa, Chordata, Actinopteri, Anguilliformes, Anguillidae. Gene Ontology annotation, molecular function: cAMP response element binding protein binding. Gene Ontology annotation, biological process: positive regulation of transcription by RNA polymerase II; protein homotetramerization. The transcript is spliced from 14 exons. The record is from RefSeq and is a predicted model, not a curated record. Bases 71 to 1900 code for a protein of 609 amino acids. Gene Ontology annotation, cellular component: cytoplasm; nucleus.